Messenger RNA from Drosophila albomicans, 3012 nucleotides. Its product is annotated as mucin-5AC-like. NCBI's taxonomy places the organism in Eukaryota, Metazoa, Arthropoda, Insecta, Diptera, Drosophilidae. Gene Ontology annotation, cellular component: cytosol; plasma membrane. The transcript is spliced from 7 exons. Bases 7 to 3012 code for a protein of 1001 amino acids. The record is from RefSeq and is a predicted model, not a curated record. Gene Ontology annotation, molecular function: lipid binding.
UUGACGAUGCAUGACUUCCGUGUGAUAUUCCUCCUUGCUGGCGUUACUCUGGCUGCCGCUCAAGGCACUUGGGGCCCCACAGUUUUUGGUGGACAAGGCCCUAUAAGUGCAUUGCCUGGCAACCCUUUAAGCUUUGGCCCUUUUGCUCGUCCUGGUAGCUACCCAGCAAACAUAAAUGGCGGACUUCCGGAAAAUGGAUUUCCAAGUGGUAUUCCGAGUGCAAGUCCAGGUGUAAUUCCAAACGGAUUCUCUGGCGGAAUCCAAAGUGGAGGUCCAGGUGGAAUACAGAAUGGAGUUCCAGGUGGAAUUCCGAUUGGCAUUCCAGGUAGUCGUCCUGGUGUUCAACCAGUUCCAUGGGGACCAUCUGGUGGCUCUCCUGGCGGUCGUCCUAGUGGACUUCCUGGCGUUCGUCCUGGUGGCCUUCCUGGUGGGCUUCCUGGUGGCCCUCUUGGUGGCUUUCCUGGUGGCCUUCCUGGUGGACUUCCUGGUGGUCCUCCUGGUGGACUUCCUGGUGGUCCUCCUGGUGGUCCUCCUGGUGGUCCUCCUGGUGGUCCUCCUGGUGGACUUCCUGGUGGCCGUCCCAGCGGCUUUCCUGGUGGGCUUCCUGGUGGCCCUAUUGGUGGACUUCCUGGUGGUCCUCCUGGUGGCCCUCUUGGUGGACUUCCUGGUGGGCUUUCUGGUGGCCCUAUUGGUGGACUUCCUGGUGGUCCUCCUGGUGCCUUUCCUGGUGGCCUUCCUGGUGGAUUUCCCGGUGGACUACCCGGUGGUUUUCCUAAUAAUCAAUUUCCUUGGGGUCCAUGGACACCUGCAACUACAACAGAAGCAAGCCCCGUCACCACUACAGCAGUGAACGAUGAAACCACGACAGAAGAGAACAUCGAAACCACAACAGGAGAGAACGAUGAGUUUGACAUCGAAACUACCACUGGAGAAAACGAUGAUGAAACAACGACAACAGAGCUUAACGUAGAAACCACAACAGGAGAGAACGAUGAUGAAACCACAACAACAGAGUUUGACAUCGAAACCACAACAGGAGAGAACGAUGAUGAAACCACAACAACAGAGUUUGACAUCGAAACCACAACAGGAGAGAACGAUGAUGAAACCACAACAACAGAGUUUGACAUCGAAACCACAACAGGAGAGAACGAUGAUGAAACCACAACAACAGAGUUUGACAUCGAAACCACAACAGGAGAGAACGAUGAUGAAACCACAACAACAGAGUUUGACAUCGAAACCACAACAGGAGAGAACGAUGAUGAAACCACAACAACAGAUUUGACAUCGAAACUACCACUGGAGAAAACGAUGAUGAAACAACGACAACAGAGUUUGACAUCGAAACCACAACAGGAGAGAACGAUGAUGAAACCACAACAACAGAGUUUGACAUCGAAACCACAACAGGAGAGAACGAUGAUGAAACCACAACAACAGAAGUUUGACAUCGAAACCACAACAGGAGAGAACGAUGAUGAAACAACGACAACAGAGCUUAACGUAGAAACUACCACUGAAGAGAACGAUGAUGAAACCACAACAACAGAGUUUGACAUCGAAACCACAACAGGAGAGAACGAUGAUGAAACAACGACAACAGAGCUUAACGUAGAAACUACCACUGAAGAGAACGAUGAUGAAACCACAACAACAGAGUUUGACAUCGAAACCACAACAGGAGAGAACGAUGAUGAAACCACAACAUCUACCACUGAAGAGAACGAUGAUGAAACCACAACAACAGAGUUUGACAUCGAAACCACAACAGGAGAGAACGAUGAUGAAACCACAACAACAGAGUUUGACAUCGAAACUACCACUGGAGAAAACGAUGAUGAAACAACGACAACAGAGCUUAACUUUGACAUCGAAACUACCACUGGAGAAAACGAUGAUGAAACAACGACAACAGAGCUUAACGUAGAAGCUACCACUGAAGAGAACGAUGAUGAAACCACAACAACAGAGUUUGACAUCGAAACCACAACAGGAGAGAACGAUGAUGAAACCACAACAACUACCACUGAAGAGAACGAUGAUGAAACCACAACAACAGAGUUUGACAUCGAAACUACCACUGGAGAAAACGAUGAUGAAACAACGACAACAGAGCUUAACGUAGAAACUACCACUGAAGAGAACGAUGAUGAAACCACAACAACAGAGUUUGACAUCGAAACCACAACAGGAGAGAACGAUGAUGAAACCACAACAACAGAGUUUGACAUCGAAACCACAACAGGAGAGAACGAUGAUGAAACCACAACAACUACCACUGAAGAGAACGAUGAUGAAACCACAACAACAGAGUUUGACAUCGAAACCACAACAGGAGAGAACGAUGAUGAAACCACAACAACUACCACUGAAGAGAACGAUGAUGAAACCACAACAACAGAGUUUGACAUCGAAACCACAACAGGAGAGAACGAUGAUGAAACCACAACAACUACCACUGAAGAGAACGAUGAUGAAACCACAACAACAGAGUUUGACAUCGAAACCACAACAGGAGAGAACGAUGAUGAAACCACAACAACAGAGUUUGACAUCGAAACCACAACAGGAGAGAACGAUGAUGAAACCACAACAACUACCACUGAAGAGAACGAUGAUGAAACCACAACAACAGAGUUUGACAUCGAAACCACAACAGGAGAGAACGAUGAUGAAACCACAACAACAGAGUUUGACAUCGAAACUUCAACAGGAGAGAACGAUGAUGAAACCACAACAACAGAGGUUGACAUCGAAACCACCACUGAAGAGAACGAUGAUGAAACCACAACAACAGAGUUUGACAUCGAAAGCACAACAGGAGAAAACGAUGAUGAAACAACGACAACAGAGAAUAAUGAGGAAACGACCACAGAGCACCACCACAGGAAAAAGCAUAAGAAGCAUAACAAGAAAGGACAUAAAAAAGACAAGAAGAAGAAGAAAGGACAUAGAAACCAUCACGACAACAGGAGGCAAUAUAGACUCUUCGACUGGGGUGAUUAUUAA